Pleurotus ostreatus (oyster mushroom) is the source of this 2904-nucleotide messenger RNA. RefSeq lists its product as uncharacterized. NCBI's taxonomy places the organism in Eukaryota, Fungi, Basidiomycota, Agaricomycetes, Agaricales, Pleurotaceae. The record is from RefSeq and is a predicted model, not a curated record. The transcript is spliced from 2 exons. Bases 1 to 2904 code for a protein of 967 amino acids.
AUGCCCAACCUCCAGCCCCCUGCGCCUCCGCGACGGAUGACCAUGCCCUCUUCUUCACCUCGCCCACCAUCACCUCUACGGAAUGGCUUUGUUUACGACACUUCGACGGGGAUUGACCCAGACGUUCAAUCUGACUCGGGCUCAGAAGAUGACGGCUCAGACGAUUCUGACGGGUAUCAUAGACCCCGUGGCGGACGCCGAGGGUCGCGUAGCCCUUCUCCUUCCGCAUCUGUAACCCAACUAGCCGCGAAUCUGGCUCAUCGCGUAGGAUCGCUUGUUUCGUCGACAAUGACCCCACGAUCGCCCUCUGCAUCUUCUGCCCAGCUCCAGUUUCCCAAUCCACCAUCUCAUCACCCAGGGCUGAGCGCAGCAGAGAUCGAGUCCGAAGCGGAACGGGAGCGGGACAGGACAAGGCGUGAAGCUGAAAGGAUUUUGACAGCAGAGGCAGAGGAGAGAAAGCGCGUGGAAGAACGCGUUCUAGCCUUGCUGCACAAAACAAAUGCCACGAACACUCUUCCCCCACCCCCUGCUCGAUCCCAGACUCUGCCCCCGUCGCCUACCCCGUCGCAGAAGGAGGGGCUCGGCGGAUGGUGGCAAGCUGCUAAGAACAAGCUGACUCCGACUAAGGAACCUCUCACACCAGCCCAACAAGUUAUUCAGGAAGCCAAAUCUAGAGAGAAAGAGGAGCGGAAACGCGCGAAAGAGCGAGAGAAGGAAGGUGGUGGUUACUCUAGCGAAUCUAAAGGGAAGGAACGAGAGUGGCCGACGAAUCCGAACACCAAAUACUCUGAUCCAAUCUUGCUGAAGUUGAAUACUCCCCAGAUACCAAGGAAGCCCCCACCUCAAGCACCGUCGCCUUCUUCUCCUACGCCUUCCAGAGGCAUGUUUGGUUCGUCCCCACAGCCUACAUCAGAUGCCCUUCUUCCUCCGCUGUCCGCAUCGCCCAAGCUUAUGUCCCCUUCGACAUCGCCCAGGCCGCAUGCUUCUCCGUCUGUCCCUUCUCUCUCUUCCAACCUUGCCUCGCCGAAUCUUCUUGCUUCUCCGGCCAACAAGACUAGCGCCGCAAACUCUCCAACGUCCCGCCAGCCGACUCCAUUGCCUAUAUACGCUACGUUCACUCCUUCGGGUACACUUGACGUACCGUCUACAGUGCUCGCCAUUGCACGCCGGUUUGAAAAACUGGAAAGAUGGACGGUAGGCCACGUCCGGGCCCUAGAAGAGCGCAUGGGUGAUGUUGAAGCCUGGUUAGUCGAGAAGGAAAAUGCGAAGGAAGCAGAACAGAAAGAAAAGGAGCAGGCUAAUGGUAGCAACCAACCCAACGGAGGCGACCAAAGUAAGGUUCAAGAAGAGAUGAAUGGCGUACGGGAAGAGUUGGGAGAGCUCCAAAGCAGAUUCUCUAUGCUAGGUAGGGAAGUUGCCAAACUUGCGAUGGCUAUGCCUUCAGACAUGGACUCGCCGCCUCGACCUCCUCCACAGCAACGACAGCCUCCUCCGGUUGCCGCAGCUUCUCCUCAACCCUCUGAGCCUCCUAUGCUGCCUGAUUUCACGUUAGGCACUCUUGGGGAUCUCAGCCUCACGCCAUCUAGGGGAGAGAAGCGUGACAGUCAGUGGGGCGACCUUCCUAUCUCCUCUGUGCCCUCGAAGAUGCCUGUCCAGGUCCGUGACACGCCGCGAAAAGCCAGCGAACAAGGUAUAGUUUCAGAAAGCGAGGACGAAUUUGGCGACCAGGUGUCAGUAGACGCGCCUUCUACGAGUCGAUCACUAGAACGCCAAACCGAGGAAGCUUCGGCUUCUCGAGACGUACGCGAAGCCGCCACAAGAGAGGAGCAGGCGAUCAAAGAAGAGGAAGCCAUCUUAGAUUUGGGUGUUGGCAUGUCCCCAAUGACCUCACCGCUUGCAACUCCCCACAGGCGCGUUCCGUCGUUGACUGCUCGGGAGUCUACCUCUCCUCCUUUGGCAUCUCGCACCACACGGGGUGCAGCUAUAUCUAAACGGGCGAGUGGUACCCGUCUGCCUUACCCUUCGGGCGACUAUGCACCCCUACCACCGGGUACUGAACUCGCCGUAUCUCCAUCGUCCACCGGCGCAACCUCGCCAGAUCCCGACAGGCGCAACUCAGCCAUCUCGGGAUUGCCUUCCAUGCCAUCCUCGCCGCCUUUCGGAGCUCCCACCCGCGUCCUUAGUCCUGGUCCCAUGCCUGGCUCUCGCACCAAUGUCAAGAUAGGAAACCUUAAUAGACCGCUACCCGCGCCGACAGCUUCUUCGCAAAGCCAGCGGCUCGUCAGUCCGCGUCCUAGUCCUAGUCCUAGUGUCAGUCCUACUCCCAGGAAAAGAUACACGGUCGCGUUAGGAGAACCGAUCACUAGAGGCAGCGCGAUGCUUUCGGAGAGCGACAACGACGCAAACGAGGGUGGUAGCGAAGCGGAAAGCGAGGACGACACUUUCGCGGACGAGACGAUCGGGAAGAAAGGCUCCGCCAGGAUAGCUUCCUCGCUACUCAAAGACGCCAGUUCUUCCACAGCGUCCUUGAAUUCCCUGCCCCCAGAGUCUGGGUUCCCGCCGGCAACGGGUCUGACGAGACAAAAGCAUGUGUCUCCGCGGAGCAACGACUUCUCGAGCAACGCUUCUCAAGGCCACAAGCCCCGCGCUCAGUCCAUCUAUGGGUUAUCAUCGGUUUAUCAGACUGCGCCGCCCAAACCCGUUGCACCUCUCAAUCCUGGACGCUUGAGGUCCUCGCGGUCCACUGAUAAGUUCGCUGGAAACGGUAGUGGUCCUGAAGGGAAGUUCGUUGAUCCCCUGUUAUUGCGGAGACAAGAGAAAGCCAAAACGAAGGAGAUCGCGAUGCCGAAGCCAAUUGGGAAGGUCCCUAUUGGUGAUCUAGUUGCAUUUUUUGACAAGAGUUGA